This is a messenger RNA of Arabis nemorensis, 747 nucleotides long. The record is from the annotation of a GenBank genome assembly. NCBI's taxonomy places the organism in Eukaryota, Viridiplantae, Streptophyta, Magnoliopsida, Brassicales, Brassicaceae.
AUGACGACGAGCGCAUCGGAUCGCUUCUAUCCCAAAAAAUCUCAGUCGGGUCGAUCUCAUUCGGAUUUAAGAUCCGACCCUUGUCAUAAUCGAGCCUCUCUUAACGGCGAUCUCCGCCACCGACGUGAUUCCGACGUCUGUGAUUCCCUCCGACGCGUCCGACAGUUGUGUCACCGUGUCGGAUUCUCUGAACGCAAACCUGUUCUUCGUCAUGAUCAGAGCAAUGCUCAGUGUUCGAGUGAAACUCAAUGCAAGAGCAGUUGGGGAAGUUAUAGUUUCUCUGAGAGUCUCGAAAGGGACAGACUUUGUAACAGAUUACGAGGAAUGUCUUUGUCUAGCAACAGGCUACGUAGCUAUGUUUCAGCUCAUAAUGUACCGGUCUUUCAUCGAAAAAAGCCGCAACUUAAACCGGAAUGCAACAAGAAUCGACAAGCCCUGGACGUUACAAACGGUUUACAUAUGCAGGAAGUUAGCUCAUCUGAGGUAAACACUGAGAGCAGAGAGUGUAUCUUUUGUUUGGAGAGUCUAGCGAAUGGCGAAACGCUUAUACAGUUAAACUGCAACCAUAUUUACCAUUCGGAUUGUCUUGGUCCUUGGCUUGAGAUUCAUGGAGAUUGCCCUUACUGCCGUAGAUUGGUUACUAAUCCACAUGAACGUGAAGAGGAACCUAAACCACUAAUCUUGAAUCGGUCUUUGUCUUGGUUUGAAACACUACUAGUUUUCAUGGGUUUUGCUGUUACAUAUUAA